Molecule: messenger RNA, 5309 nt
Organism: Acanthopagrus latus (yellowfin seabream)
Lineage: Eukaryota; Metazoa; Chordata; Actinopteri; Spariformes; Sparidae
Gene: atp8b5b
Product: ATPase phospholipid transporting 8B5b
Exons: 28
Coding region: 382-3966 (1194 amino acids)
Biological process (GO): Golgi organization; phospholipid translocation
Cellular component (GO): plasma membrane
Molecular function (GO): magnesium ion binding; ATP hydrolysis activity; ATPase-coupled intramembrane lipid carrier activity
Source: RefSeq, a predicted model, not a curated record
GCUCAAGCUCUGAGCUGUUAGGCACAGGGGGGAUCCUAGCUCUUCCUGUAUGAACCUGAAACCUCUACUGUGGGCGCCUCUCUCGCCAUAACACCACGCCUGCUGUCGUCGAUCCAGCGCGUCUUUCAUCCGGCUGGAGGCCCCAGUUGAACCCCCUUCUCUGUCUGGGACGAGGCUGGUGCCUGGGCAUCCACCUGGGGCACGGACAGGGGCCUGGAUUUAAUCUAUCUGAGGCGGAAGCGAAGGGAGGAUUGAAACUUUUUCCCUCUCUUUCGUUCAUUUGACCUCACGUUCCUGCAUUUGUGUGUGAGCAGGACGUAAAGGACACAAGAGAUCUCAUUUUUGUUUUGAGGUGUUGAAUAUGGAGAAACUGAGCUGAAGAUGGGGUCGGUGUCAUCAUACUUUGGCCAGUUGUGCGGAAACGAGAAAAAGGGAGAGGACGAGAGACACUUGCGAGCUAAUGACAGACCUUUUAACCUGUCUUACCACUAUGCUAACAAUGCCAUCAAGACCUCCAAAUACAACAUUAUCACCUUCCUGCCGCUCAACCUCUUCGAGCAGUUCCGGAGGCUCGCCAACGCCUACUUCCUCUUCCUCAUGAUCCUUCAGGUAAUCCCACAAGUCUCCUCUCUCUCCUGGUUCACCACGGCUGUGCCACUGAUUCUGGUGCUGUCCAUAACCGCAGUGAAGGACGCCAGCGACGACAUAAACAGACACAAAAGCGACAAGCAAGUGAAUAACCGCAUGGUGGACGUCCUCAUCGAUGGACAACUGAAGAAGGAAAAAUGGAUGAAUGUUCAGGUUGGAGAUAUAAUCAAACUGGAGAAUAACGAGUUUGUCACGGCGGACCUCCUGCUGCUGUCGAGCAGUGAGCCUCUCAAUCUGGUUUACGUGGAAACGGCUGAAUUAGAUGGUGAGACCAAUCUGAAGGUCAAACAGGCCCUGACCGUAACUGGAGAGCUGGGAGACAACAUUGGUGCACUGGCUUCCUUCAAUGGUGAAGUGCGAUGUGAGCCUCCCAACAACCGCCUGGACAAGUUCAAGGGGAUCCUGUCUCUGGACGGACAAACCUACGCUUUGGACAACGACAAGGUGCUGCUGAGAGGAUGUACUCUGAGGAACACCGAGUGGUGCUUCGGCCUGGUCAUCUUCGGAGGUCCCGACACCAAGCUGAUGCAGAACAGCGGGAAGACUACAUUCAAACGGACGAGCAUCGAUCACCUGAUGAAUGUCCUGGUGUUGUGUAUCUUUGGUUUCCUGGCAUCAAUGUGCACUGUUCUGGCCAUCGGCAAUGCAAUCUGGGAGUUUAACGAGGGCUCAGUGUUCACAGCCUUCCUGCCUCGUGAGCAGGGGGUUGAUAGUGGUCUCUCGUCCUUCCUCACCUUCUGGUCUUACGUCAUCGUCCUCAACACUGUGGUGCCCAUUUCUCUCUAUGUCAGCGUGGAGAUCAUCCGUCUCGGCAACAGCUUCUUCAUAGACUGGGACAGGAAGAUGUAUUAUCCCAAGAGUGACACUCCGGCACAGGCGAGGACCACCACGCUCAACGAGGAGCUGGGUCAAAUCAAAUACAUCUUCAGUGACAAGACCGGCACCCUGACGCAGAACAUCAUGACUUUCAACAAGUGCUCCAUCAAUGGGAAAGCUUACGGUGAGCUGUUUGACUUUGCGAGAAAAAGGGUGGAAAUAACAGAGAAGACAGAGAAGGUGGACUUCUCCUGGAACCGUCUGGCUGAUCCAAAGUUUGACUUUCAUGACCACAGUCUGAUGGAGACGGUGAAAGAUGGAAACCUGGAGGCUCAGGCCUUCUUUCGCUUGCUGGCUCUGUGCCACACUGUCAUGCCUGAGGAAAAGAAUGAGGGGGAGCUCUACUAUCAGGCUCAGUCCCCUGAUGAGGGCGCUCUGGUGACCGCAGCCAGAAACUUUGGGUUUGUUUUCCGCCAGCGCACACCAGAGACCAUCACAGUCAUGGAGAUGGGCCGGCAAGUUGUCUACGAGCUGCUGGCUGUUCUUGACUUCAAUAAUGUGCGCAAGAGAAUGUCAGUCAUAGUGCGCAGCCCCGAAGGCAAGCUGACUUUGUUCUGCAAAGGGGCAGACACCAUCAUCUAUGAAAGACUCCACCCGUCCUGCAACCAACUAAAGGGGGUUACCACCAGACACCUCAACGAGUACGCAGGCGAAGGCCUCCGCACGCUGGUUCUGGCUUACAAGGACUUGGAUGAGAGUUAUAUGGACGGGUUUAAAAGGCGCCACCACGAGGCCAGCACUGCCAUGGACGGACGAGAGGAGAGACUUGACGAACUUUAUGAAGAGAUAGAGAAAGACCUGAUGCUUUUGGGAGCAACAGCUGUGGAGGACAAGCUGCAGGAUGGCGUGCCACAGACCAUAGAGCAGCUGGCUAAAGCUGACAUCAAGAUCUGGGUGUUGACUGGAGAUAAACAGGAGACGGCGGAAAAUAUUGGCUACUCAUGCAACAUGCUGAGAGAGGACAUGAAAGACAUUUUCAUCGUGGCAGCAAAUACGGCUGAGGGUGUCAAAGAGGAGCUAGAGAAUGCAAGAAGGCAAAUGUGUCCAGAUUCUGUGGACAAGCCAUCCGUGAUUAAGGAACGUGCAGGCCUGUUCUGGCUUCAGAAGACUGAGACUGUACAAGAUGAGAAAGUGGAUGGAGACUAUGGCCUCGUUAUCAAUGGACACAGUCUGGCCUUUGGGUUGGAGAAGAACCUGCAGCUGGAGCUGCUGAGGACAGCGUGUAUGUGUCAGACAGUGAUUUGCUGCAGGGUUACCCCUCUGCAGAAGGCUCAGGUGGUUCAGCUGGUCAAGAAAUACAAGCAGGCUGUCACUCUGGCAAUCGGGGAUGGUGCCAACGAUGUCAGCAUGAUCAAGGCUGCUCAUAUUGGUGUCGGCAUCAGCGGUCAGGAGGGCAUGCAGGCCGUUCUCUCCAGCGACUACUCCUUUGCCCAGUUCCGUUACCUUCAGCGCCUCCUGCUGGUGCACGGGCGCUGGUCCUACCUACGCAUGUGCAAGUUCCUGCGAUACUUCUUCUACAAGAAUUUCACCUUCACCUUUGUGCAUUUCUGGUACGCCUUCUUCUGCGGCUUCUCUGCUCAGACUGUGUAUGACGAGUGGUUCAUCACUGUGUAUAACCUGGUUUAUACAGCUCUCCCUGUCCUUGGCAUGAGUCUCUUUGACCAGGAUGUGAACGACCGCUGGAGUUUCCAGUAUCCUCAGCUCUACACUCCGGGCCAGCUGAACAUGUACUUCAGCAAGAAAGCUUUCGUGCGCUGCAUGAUGCACAGCUGCUACAGCUCCCUCAUCCUUUUCUUCAUCCCAUGGGCCGCCAUAUACGACACAGUCCGAGACGACGGCAAAGACAUUGCUGACUAUCAGUCCUUUGCUUUACUGGCGCAGACCUGCCUGCUGUUUGUAGUGAGCAUACAGCUGUGUCUGGACACCCAUUACUGGACAGCAGUGAAUCAGUUUUUCAUAUGGGGCAGCCUGGCCGCUUACUUUGCCAUCACAUUCACCAUGUACAGCAACGGCAUGUUUUUCAUCUUCACUGGCGCUUUCCCUUUCAUUGGUACAGCAAGAAACUCUCUGAACCAGCCGAACGUAUGGCUGACCAUCUUCCUGACUUCCCUCCUGUGUAUUCUGCCUGUGGUGGCUUUACGCUUCAUUGUCAUUCUGCUUCGGCCUACCAUUAAUGACAAGGUGAGAUAUAAAAUGCGGAAGGAGGCACUGCCAGCUUCUGCACCUCCCAAGCGUCGCAUGCGUAUCAGCACCCGUCGGUCUGGCUACGCCUUCUCACACGCCCAGGGCUACGGUGAUCUGGUGACAUCGCGGAAGUUCCUGCUGAGACCCCUGAAGAGUCGACCGGCCCUGGUCAUCCAAACAGACUCUCCUCUGGCUCAGAAUCAGCCACAGCACUACCGCACCAUCAAGGAGGAGCCAGAGGGCUCUCAGAGCCCGUAGACAGGAGAUGUGCAGGGACAUUCAAGUGUGUGAGAGCGCAAUAUUUUUUAUUUUGGAGCCUAGCUCACGCUCAUGAGAGGAUGCACAGGGUAAAAUUCCCCACCUGAGUUCUUUCCAGGUAAAAUUCAAGCACUUAAAACUAAGUCUGACUUUAACUCAAGGUUUUCCCUCGUGCAGAAAUGUCACUGUGAAAAUACUGAGCAACCUUAAAGAGCUGCACUGGUGCUUUUGCAUGUUUUAGCUUCAUGAAGUACAACUGCCUGCUAUCUGCAUCACUGGUGACCAUUGCAAUUUAUGAUAUUUUAACUACAGUUAACACCUGGAACGCUCAUUUAGCUAGGUAAUCAAUCAUAGUAGACAUUUGAUUGCCUUAAGUUUUGUUACUGUCAGGUUUUUAAACAGUUUUCAUCAGGGACUGCAUUCACUCAGUCAUUCAGUCUCUGCAAUUUGAGCAUCAGGUGCAAAAAUGCCAUUUCUGUUUGCAGAAAAGAGAUUAAAUUCACAACAUGUACAGACGUUUUAUUGUAUGACUUCUGAGUUUGAUUUUCUAACAACAAAGCUCAUAUAUGUAAUAUAUGUAAUACCUUUCAAUCAUAUCAAUUCAACUUUAUUGUCAUAGCACUUGCAUGCAUUGAACAAUCACAAUGUCUUCUUCUUCUAAACAGCAUGCAGUUUGUGCUUAAUUGCCUAAAACAUGCAAAACCAGAAACUGCAAUGAGAUUAACUUCGUGUUAUUUUUCUUGUUGUGAUCGGCAGAUUGUUUUUAGAAUGUAAGUUAAAAAAAUGUAAAGGUUGCCAUAGCUGAUCUAGAGACACUGUUAUAAACACUGUCUGCAACAGGAAGUUGCAUUUUGUACCUUUAUUUUUUUCCCCCCCUCAAGUGAACAGUCAGUACUCAGGGUGUCAUCAUAAGAAGAGAUAAAGGGCAAGUUCAGCUUCACUUGGACUAAUAAUCCUAUAUUCACUCUGUUGUUUACAUGAUUAUUUACUUGAAGAUUGUUGUUAUUAUUGUCCUGUUGUGUGUCAACAACAUAACUUGUUCGAUCAGCACCACUUAGUCACAGUGUUUUCAAAGUGCAACCAGGGGUCAGUGUUGUGCAUUCAGCUGAGUAAAAGGCACAGUAAUGGUGUUAGUGUCAUAGGAGGGCCAGUGCAAAGACCAGCCGACAGCACAUAUUACUCCUAAAAAUCCCUUUUCCUCAGUCCUUCCAUAUAUAUUGCCAUUGUGUCUUCUACUUUAUGUUGAGACGCUGAGAAUUUUGUCUACUGAUAGCAGCUUUGAUCCUCACGAUUGUUCAAGUUUCUACGAGAGCGAUUAUCUGUGAAAUAAAAAAUGAUCUUGA